UCAUUCUCUCUCUAUAUGUAUAUUUAACCUUAUUAUUCCUUCAUCCUCACUCUUCACUUAAGAUUCUUUUUUAUCAAAUAUUUCUCUGCUGUUUCAACUUCUUCUUUUUAUAUAUAUUUUUUUAACUUUCCAGAAUUUAUAAUUCAUGGAUCUUAUUCCGGGUCUACCCGAUGAUAUCGGGCUAGAAUGUUUGAUUCGACUUGAUCAUACCCAAUUCCCAUCAGCAGCUUCCGUUUGCCGGGGCUGGAAAUCCGAAAUUGAACUUUCUUCAUUUCGGACCUAUCGGAAAUCCGCCGGUUUGUCCCGGAGGAUUAUCGUAAUGGUUCAAGCACAAACCGACCCGACCAGGAAACACGGGUUGCGGAAAUACUCAGCUGCACCGGUUUACCGUCUCACUGUUUACGAACCCGAUACGGGUAAAUGGGGCGAGUUGAACCCGAUACCCGGCUUCUCAAAUGGGUUGCCACUCUUUUGUCAGAUUGCUCCAGUCGGGUGUAACCUUGUGGUGAUGGGUGGGUUAAACCCAGAUAACUGGGAAACUUCGAAUUUUGUCUUUGUUUAUAAUUUUGUGUCUGCCACGUGGCGACGUGGGCCCGAUAUGCCAGGGUGUACAAGGUCGUUUUUUGGAUGUGCAUCUGAUAAUGAUCGGAGGGUGUUUGUAGCCGGCGGACAUGACAAUGAGAAGAACGCACUCCGAUCAGCGAUGGCGUAUGACGUGGUGGAGGACGAAUGGACCUCGCUUGCUGACAUGGCAGAUGAACGUGAUGAGUGUAAAGGUGUUUUCCACCGUGGCAACUUUUAUGUAAUUGGUGGGUAUAGUACUUCAAUGCAAGGGCAGUUUGGGAAAACUGCAGAGUGUUUUAAUUUGUCCACGUGGCAGUGGGAGGUAACAGAUAAUGACUUCUUGAGUGGUGACACGUGUCCUAGAACCUGUGUCAAUGGAGGGAAUGGCGUUGUGUAUAUGUAUCAAGAUGGCGCGGUUGUAGCACUUGAUCAUUCCUCUAGAAUCAGGAUCCCAAGCACGAUGGAUAGCGUGCCUUGUUUAAUCGGUUUGGAAGGUCAGUUGUUGGCCGUUGGAUCAGUCGGUUUUGGCAGAACCCAUGGAGUGUACACGUUGGAUUUGAAAAGCUCCACCUGGACAAAGGCGGAUGUGCCGGAAGUGUAUUCCGGCCAUGUUCAGUCAGGUUGCUGUUUAGAGAUAUGAAUAUCAGUUUUGUUUCUCAAAAUGUAAUAUACAAGUUAUAAUAGGUAUCAAACAAAGCUAUUGUCAUGUAACUUUGAUAGUGAAAUACCUUUCUAUUAUUCUUUUAA
This is a messenger RNA of Erigeron canadensis, 1311 nucleotides long. Its product is annotated as F-box/kelch-repeat protein At1g80440. Gene Ontology annotation, biological process: negative regulation of cytokinin-activated signaling pathway; regulation of phenylpropanoid metabolic process. NCBI's taxonomy places the organism in Eukaryota, Viridiplantae, Streptophyta, Magnoliopsida, Asterales, Asteraceae. The record is from RefSeq and is a predicted model, not a curated record. The transcript has a single exon. The coding region runs from base 146 to 1204 and encodes 352 amino acids. Gene Ontology annotation, molecular function: protein binding.